UUUUCAGACAAAUUCCGGGGUUUUGUCCAAGUUGUUCCACCACCGCCACCCCCGUCCGAUGCCAGAAUGAGACGGAGUUAUGAAGGUCGAUUACUUCGAAGUGACCUUAGAUAAGGGUAUCGAUGAACCGUACUUGGGCGGUGAUCCGAUCAAAGGCAUCAUUGAGAUGGUUUGCUCCAAACAGGUUCGGAUCACUGGGCUUAUCGUUCGGUUGACUGGUGUCGCGGAGACAGGUUGGCGGAGUAGGCAGGACGAUCUGCCUUAUGAGAGUAGGCACACAUUUAUGGACGAGCAGAUUGAUUUAACCACAACAAUAGCGGAGCACUGCACCGACGAGUUCGAACUCCACGAGGGAAAGCAUAGCGUCGAGUUUGAAGGCCGGAUACCUCUGGACGUUCUGUCAUCUGUGGAACGAGACAAUCACGGGAGCAUACGAUACAUGUGCACAGCGCUGAUGGCUAUUCCAGAGGAUGGUGAUACUGAAGUAGUGUCUGAAAAAACGUUCAAAGUGUUCUCGCUGCUCAACUUGGACGCCCCAUAUCUACACGAUAAAGCACAUGUGACCGAGGAGGAGGAAAUAACCGGAUGUUGUGGCCGGCGGAAAGGUGCCCUUAUCGCCACAAUGCAAGUCGAUGAGAUUGGUGUGAUGCCGGGAAUGACUUCGAAAAUCAGUUUAACCGUGGAGAAUAAGACGAAGAAACGAAAAAAAUGGAUGAGGAAGAAGGACAAUCACGAAUGUGUGCUUCUAUCUUUGUGUCAGCAAUUGGAUUUUGUAGCCGUGAAUCGGAAUGAUCCAAUGAUGAUUGAUAGGAAAUCUAUUACAAUAGCUGUGGAGAGUCAUGGAACCUGCAAAACAAAAGCCGGCGUUGGACCUCAAACCAAAGAAAUCGAGUUCAGUGUACCUCCUAACCUCCCUCCAACGUCAAUUCACGCGAAUCGCCUUGUCACAGUUUCGUAUUUCUUCAAAUUAGAUCUGGAUCACUUUGACUUAGUAUUACCCGUUAUUGUGGGCAGUGUAAAGUCGUCGGCGUCAAAUGGCUCCGAGAAGUAGUAAUUGUACGGUGGAGCGCACUUGUAUCAUUUACAAAAAAACGGGAAGAGCCCAGGCAUUGAAUAAAUUUUUUUCCAAAACAUGCUCUGACUCAAAUCGGGUUUUGAUCUCCAAUUUUUAGCUGUUUUUAUUCCAAAUUCUUGCAAUUUUAGCCCGGUUUUUUUUUCAAUUUUUUUCAAUUUUUUUAAUAAAAUUUUCUAUUCUUCAAGUUUUAUUCUAGUUUUUCCUGUAACUUUUACCCCAAUUUUCCUUCAUUUUCAUACAUUUCUUGGCAAUUUUCUUAUUUCAAUUUCAAAUUUCAAGUUAUGUCUUUCCUUUUUUUCAAAUUUUUUCAAUAAAUGUUAUUCGCCUAAUUGUAUACAA
Caenorhabditis elegans is the source of this 1414-nucleotide messenger RNA. RefSeq names its product Arrestin C-terminal-like domain-containing protein (gene arrd-26). The coding region runs from base 80 to 1051 and encodes 323 amino acids. The transcript has 8 exons. The record is from RefSeq and is marked reviewed. NCBI's taxonomy places the organism in Eukaryota, Metazoa, Nematoda, Chromadorea, Rhabditida, Rhabditidae.